AUGACACCCCCUGGAUUUCGAAGCAAGGUCGACAUGACCUUCAUUGGUACUGCCACUGCCAUUAUCAGCAUCGAUGGAGUCCACUUCAUCACCGAUCCCGUUUUUGACAACGUGGGCACCACAUACGACCUGGGUAUACUCACCUUAGAAAGCCUCAAGGCACCUGCUCUUGGUCUGCACGAGAUACCUGCCAUCGACGCAGUCCUUCUGAGCCACGAGGACCAUCCCGACAAUCUCGAUACAGCCGGUCGAACUCUUCUUGACGGAAGACUGGUCGUCACCACCCCGGAUGGCGCUAACAACCUCGAGCCAAGACCCGCCGUUCACCCGAUUCUCCCAUGGCAGACACUGCCUCUCAGCAUCGGAGGAAAGAAGUUCAACAUCACAGGCACUCCAUGCGUGCAUCUUCCAGGCGGCGAGACAACUGGGUUUAUCAUUCAUACCGAAUCAUUUGGCACGAGCCCCGAAGGACUUCCGAAUGCAAUCUACUUUUCGGGAGACACGAUUUAUCUCGAAGAACUUGGGCAGAUGCGAAAGAAGUUCCACAUCGUACUUGCGAUCAUUAAUCUCGGCUCAGUAGUAGCCCCUUUACCCGAUGGGCCGGUUCAAAUCACCCUUGAUGGGAAGUCUGCGGUGAAGCUCAUUCAAGACAUCGGAGCAGACUUGGUGGUCCCGAUGCAUUUUGAUUCAUGGAAACACUUCAAGGAACCAAGCACAGAGUCCAAAAGGAUAUUUGAGGAGGCAGGAUUGAAGGACAAAGUUAUCUGGCUUGAGCCUGGUGUAGCUAGGCGUGUUUUGUAG
Rhizoctonia solani is the source of this 801-nucleotide messenger RNA. RefSeq names its product beta-lactamase superfamily protein. Lineage: Eukaryota; Fungi; Basidiomycota; Agaricomycetes; Cantharellales; Ceratobasidiaceae. Bases 1 to 801 code for a protein of 266 amino acids. The record is from RefSeq and is a predicted model, not a curated record. The transcript has a single exon.